AUGGAAAAAAGCACAAGUGUGAAUGAUGAUAAUAAUAAUAAGAGCUUGAAAGAUCACGCUAUUUGUGCUGGAUCAAAUAAUAAUGGUAUGAUCAAGGAUUCAUCAUCAAUAGUAGAUAAUCCUUAUAAUUGGUCAUGGAAAAACAACAUCUACAACAAUAGUAGUUGUGAUCAAGAUAGUAGUUCAAUUGGAGAUGGAGGAGAGUUGCUAGGGGGGUUCUCUUGGCCACCAAGGUCUUACACUUGCACCUUUUGUAAAAGAGAGUUUAAAUCAGCUCAAGCUCUUGGUGGUCACAUGAAUGUUCAUAGGAGAGAUAGAGCUAGGCUUAGACAAAUAAUGCCAUCUUCUAAUUACACCACUUUGCUUAACCUUAAUAGCCUCCAUCCAAACCCUAACCCUAACCCUAGUAGUAAUUUCUCACCAUAUUUUUCAUCAAAUUUGCCAUCAUCCAUCCCAAAGAUGUCUUUGUCUCCGAUGAUGUCCUCAUCCACUGCUCCCUCUUCCACACCACAUAACUCGCCGUACGUCCCACCAUCGUAUACCACCCACCCGUCGUAUCGUUUCUGUCCUAGAUCAAACGGUGCUAGUUUGAAAUCACAAAUACCCUCCUUUAGGGUUUGUAAAUUUGAUGGUUUUUCAAGCGAGGAAGAUAAAAUUGGCAACCGGUCAGAGAAUAAUAUUGUUCGACUGAAUUUGGAAAUCGGCUUACUUGGCGAAGAAUCAGAUAACUACUGUGAUGAUUUGGAUUUGGAACUCCGGCUAGGUUGUGCUUAA
Erigeron canadensis is the source of this 774-nucleotide messenger RNA. Its product is annotated as transcriptional regulator SUPERMAN-like. The record is from RefSeq and is a predicted model, not a curated record. NCBI's taxonomy places the organism in Eukaryota, Viridiplantae, Streptophyta, Magnoliopsida, Asterales, Asteraceae. The transcript has a single exon. The coding region runs from base 1 to 774 and encodes 257 amino acids.